This is a messenger RNA of Budorcas taxicolor (takin), 2367 nucleotides long. Its product is annotated as cadherin-10. Gene Ontology annotation, molecular function: cadherin binding; calcium ion binding. The transcript has 11 exons. The coding region runs from base 1 to 2367 and encodes 788 amino acids. Gene Ontology annotation, cellular component: catenin complex; adherens junction; plasma membrane. Gene Ontology annotation, biological process: multicellular organism development; cell morphogenesis; homophilic cell-cell adhesion. NCBI's taxonomy places the organism in Eukaryota, Metazoa, Chordata, Mammalia, Artiodactyla, Bovidae. The record is from RefSeq and is a predicted model, not a curated record.
AUGACAAUAUAUCAAUUUUUGCUACUAUUUCUACUCUGGGUAUGCCUGCCACAUUUCUGUUCUCCAGAGAUAAUGUUCAGAAGGACUCCUGUGCCUCAGAAAAGAAUUUUAGGUGCACGUGUACCGAGGAGUGAUGGCAAAAUACUUCAUCGUCAAAAGCGUGGUUGGAUGUGGAAUCAAUUUUUCUUACUGGAGGAAUAUACAGGAUCUGAUUACCAAUAUGUUGGCAAGCUUCAUUCAGACCAAGAUAAAGGAGAUGGAUCCCUCAAAUAUAUUUUAUCUGGAGAUGGAGCUGGUACUCUUUUUAUUAUUGAUGAAAAAACAGGUGACAUUCAUGCCACAAGAAGAAUUGAUAGGGAAGAAAAGGCCUUUUAUACUCUACGUGCACAAGCUAUUAACAGAAGAACUUUGAGGCCAGUAGAACCAGAGUCUGAGUUUGUGAUCAAAAUCCAUGAUAUCAAUGACAAUGAGCCAACAUUCCCAGAGGAAAUUUAUACAGCGAGUGUUCCUGAAAUGUCGGUUGUAGGUACUUCUGUGGUGCAAGUCACAGCUACAGAUGCCGAUGACCCAUCCUAUGGAAACAGCGCCAGAGUCAUUUACAGCAUACUUCAAGGGCAGCCAUAUUUCUCUGUGGAGCCUGAAACAGGUAUCAUAAGGACUGCUUUACCAAACAUGAACAGAGAAAAUAGGGAGCAAUAUCAGGUGGUAAUCCAGGCCAAAGACAUGGGCGGCCAGAUGGGAGGCUUAUCAGGGACCACCACGGUCAACAUCACGCUAACAGACGUCAAUGACAAUCCCCCGCGUUUUCCCCAGAACACCAUCCAUCUUCGAGUUCUUGAAUCCUCCCCAGUUGGCACAGCCAUUGGAAGUGUAAAAGCAACUGAUGCUGACACUGGGAAAAAUGCUGAAGUAGAAUACCGAAUUAUUGAUGGUGAUGGGACUGAUAUGUUUGACAUUACAACUGAGAAGGACACACAGGAGGGCAUCAUUACUGUGAAAAAGCCACUUGACUAUGAGAGCCGAAGGCUUUACACUCUGAAGGUUGAAGCAGAAAAUACCCAUGUGGAUCCACGUUUUUAUUACCUAGGACCUUUUAAAGAUACAACAAUUGUGAAAAUCUCGAUUGAAGAUGUGGAUGAACCCCCUGUUUUCAGCCGAUCCUCCUAUCUGUUUGAGGUUCAUGAAGAUAUUGAAGUGGGUACAAUCAUUGGUACUGUAAUGGCAAGAGACCCAGAUUCUACUUCUAGCCCCGUUAGAUUUUCCUUGGAUCGCCAUACUGACCUUGACAGGAUCUUUAACAUACAUUCUGGAAAUGGAUCCCUUUAUACAUCAAAGCCACUUGACCGUGAACUAUCUCAGUGGCACAAUCUUACUGUUAUAGCUGCUGAAAUCAACAAUCCCAAAGAGAUGACUCGAGUGGCUGUUUUCGUGAGAAUUUUGGAUGUUAAUGACAAUGCUCCACAAUUCGCUGUGUUCUAUGACACCUUUGUCUGUGAAAAUGCCAGACCAGGACAACUAAUACAGACUAUAAGUGCAGUAGACAAAGAUGAUCCUUUAGGUGGACAGAAAUUUUUCUUCAGUUUAGCUGCUGUCAAUCCAAACUUCACAGUACAAGACAAUGAAGAUAAUACUGCCAGAAUUUUAACCAGAAAAAAUGGAUUCAAUAGACAUGAAAUAAGCACUUAUCUCUUGCCCGUGGUGAUUUCGGACAACGAUUACCCGAUUCAGAGCAGCACGGGCACACUCACCAUCCGCGUGUGCGCCUGCGAUAGCCAAGGCAACAUGCAGUCCUGCAGCGCCGAGGCCCUGCUCCUGCCUGCUGGGCUCAGCACAGGUGCUUUGAUCGCCAUUCUCCUCUGCAUCAUCAUUCUGCUGGUUAUAGUAGUACUGUUUGCAGCUCUGAAAAGACAGCGGAAAAAAGAGCCUCUGAUCUUGUCUAAAGAAGACAUCAGAGACAACAUCGUGAGCUAUAAUGAUGAAGGUGGCGGAGAGGAGGACACUCAGGCCUUUGAUAUCGGCACCUUGAGGAAUCCGGCCGCUAUUGAGGAAAAAAAGUUGCGGCGAGAUAUUAUUCCAGAAACCUUAUUUAUCCCCCGGAGGACUCCGACGGCCCCGGAUAACGCGGACGUCCGGGAUUUCAUCAAUGAGAGGCUCAAGGAGCACGACCUGGAUCCCACGGCGCCUCCCUACGACUCGCUCGCUACCUACGCCUACGAAGGGAACGACUCCAUCGCCGAGUCUCUGAGUUCCUUGGAAUCAGGUACCACUGAUGGAGACCAAAACUACGAUUACCUCCGAGAGUGGGGCCCUCGGUUUAACAAGCUGGCGGAGAUGUACGGCGGCGGGGAAAGCGACAAAGACGCUUAA